This is a messenger RNA of Elaeis guineensis (African oil palm), 1334 nucleotides long. Its product is annotated as rhodanese-like/PpiC domain-containing protein 12, chloroplastic. The record is from RefSeq and is a predicted model, not a curated record. Gene Ontology annotation, molecular function: peptidyl-prolyl cis-trans isomerase activity. Lineage: Eukaryota; Viridiplantae; Streptophyta; Magnoliopsida; Arecales; Arecaceae.
AGGUGCUGGCUACUGGGCCGAUAGACUUUGCCACAUCUCGGAGGGCAUCUUCGUGCUGGGGCAACCGAACCGUUUCCGAACUCCAUCCACGAGACUUUUCGUCUCGUUUAUUCUUCAUGAUCUCUCGGCCGAAUCUGCUCCCCCGAAACCCAGAGAUUUGGUCGCAAUAGAUUCGACGAAGCAUGUUUAGAGCCUCCCAAUUUCCCUCCCUCUCUUGUCCAGCCUUCUUCUUGUCCGACCUAAGGCUCCCAGUCCUCUCCUCCCUCGACUUCUCUUCCUUUAAAUCCCCGCCCUCCUCUUCCUUCUCCAAAUUCCCACCUCUCCAAAGACUGAGAGCACCCACCGCAUCUUCAUUCCCUUCUCCUUUCUCCAGGAGGCCCCCGUCCAUGAUGGGUAACCCGAGGCUUCGAGGCAAAGCUUCGUUUAGUGCUGGAAGUACUGGACGAGAGAAUAAAGAGUUAUUGGUUCAGCAUUUGCUUGUUGGUGAAGACAACCUUAAGCUGUUGCUGGAUCUCCAACAGCGGAUUUCACGGGGAGAUGAUUUAAGUGAUUUGGCUGUGGAGUAUUCUAUAUGCCCAUCUAAAGAAAAUGGUGGGAUGCUUGGAUGGGUUCGAAGAGGGCAAACGGUGCCUGAAUUCGAGGAAGCUGCAUUUAAUGCUCCUUUAAAUAAAGUUGUGCGUUGUAGGACUAAAUUUGGCUGGCACCUCUUGCAAGUACUUUCUGAGAGGGAAGAAUCUGUACUACUGGAUAUUGAGCCAGAAGAACUUCACUCAAAAAUGCAAGAUCCAAGUUUCAUUGAGGAAGCUCAGUUGAUAGAUGUCCGAGAACCUGAAGAAGUAGCUCAAGCCUCUUUGCCAGGUUUUAAAAUACUUCCUCUCCGUCAAUUUGGAACAUGGGGAUCUGUAAUAACAGAUGAGUUUGAUCCUCAAAAAGACACCUAUGUUUUGUGCCACCAUGGUGUACGGUCGUUGCAAGUAGCCAAAUGGUUGCAGACUCAGGGAUUCAAGAGGGUGUUCAAUGUCUCAGGAAGGAUUCAUUCAUAUGCUCUCAAGGCUGAUCCUUCCAUACCAACAUAUUGAGCAUUAUCAACAUUUGUCAGCUAUUGGAAGAAUUUGUUUGAAUAUGGGUUAUAUUGUAAAGUUGAUUGUGGCAAUUGCCCUUCUUUUGCCAAUAGUUGAGAGAACCGUGAGCUUGCAAAUAAAUGACAGGAGAGAUGCAUGGGGAUGUGGCUGAGAAUUUGUAGUUUUUUGUGAAAUAUGAACUUUAAAAUACUUCUCAACAAAUAUAUAUAUAUAUUUUAAUGAAAUGAAGGAAACAAAAUUGGUUGGUGAAAA